AUGGAUCACACGAUACACUGCGCAUCCGCGAUUGCGUUCCUCGAGGGCCGCCACAGGCUGCCUCUCCCCCGCAAUGCGCACGACAUUACACUGCCCAAUCUGAGCCGACGCCUGCUUGCCAUUGAGCACAAGCUCGACGACGUGCCCACGCCGUCUCCCUUUGAGGUGUCCACCUGGAACGGCAUGGUGUGGCGCCUGUGGCGCAUACAGGCGAAGCAUGCCGAGACCCCGAUCAUCAGGGAAAAGCUUGACCUGAUGGCGGGCGAAGCUGCGGAGGACGAAUUGCGCGUGACGCGGCUCGAGGGUCUGCUGGACACCCUCAGCGCCGAUUUGCCCGAAAUUAGAUGCCCGAGGGAAGCGGAGGAGCAGCAGGGCGAGGAGGGCGGGGAGGAGUGCGAGGCAUGCGCGCGCGUCAUAGUCCAGAAGCUGGCGUAUCUGGGCGGCUCGCACAAGUUUUUCGCGCCCUUUGUGGGGUCCUAUUCCAAACGCUACAUCUACGCGUAUGCUGCGUCGCUCUCGAUUGGGAUCAAUAUGAGUCGAGCGGCUGCGAAACCCCCUCUGUGUCCGUGGCCGUCUCGUGGCACCAUGGAUGGCUCCUAUGCGGGAUAUCCGGACAGCACCGCGCGGCCUGAACCUUACCCGAAGGCUCCUCCUCCUCCCGGGCCGGCGGUCCCUUCUCGCUCUCCCUCGGAGAGGGGACGGAGAAGAGCUCGGGUCGAGAGCUUGACGGAUCGAGGAGCGUCUCCCCGGGCAUAUGGCGAUGCAGGAUGUGGCUUUGACAAUGUUUGUCAGAAACCGGGCUGCAUGCAUGAAAUACUUCGAGAAGCCAGAUGCCAGCGCCCAGUAACCAAUCAUCACGUCUCGAGAGCGCCCCAAUAUCGUCGGAGAGUCCCCCGUACGGCUGCUAGAGACGAUGCCGAGUUCUUGGAUCACGACAUCUUUGAGGAGCAGGAAGCGAGACGACGUCGUGAAGGAAGAUUGAAUGAAAACACUCUUCAGGGAGACACAUUGAUUCAGAAUGGCCAUACAGAAGCCAAUUUCGAUCAAGACUACACAAAUCAGUCCGCCCUCAACCACGAAUAUGACAGUGCCCUCAAACAGAAUGCCCCUCACGGAACUGGACGCCGGAGCUGCAUCUUCAAUCGCGACGUCCCUCAAGGAGACGCCCUCCGUUACGAUGUCGCCCAUGAGCACGAAUGUUACGGACACACCCUCAAUCACAACGCCUCACAAGGAGCCGGGCGCCAGAGCGGCAUCUUCAAUAACAACGUCUUUCAAAGAGCCGGACGCCAGAGCGGCAUCUUCAAAAACAACGUCCCUCAGGAAGCAAGACGCCAGAGCAGCAUCUACAAUCACAACGUGCCUCAAGGAGAGGCGCUCCGCGAUGAUGCCGUCCAAGAGCACGAGUAUCACAGAGGCACCUGCGAUUGCAACGCCUACCAAGGCGCCGCACUUGAUCAAGACGUCUCUCCGGGCGCUGCGUUCAAUCAGAGCUCGUCUCACGCGGCGACCUUUGAUGACAAUUUUCCUGAAGGCGACGAUUUCAAUCAAGACAUUGCACAAGCGUCGGGUCUCGAAUUCAACACAUUGAAUCGCGAUCCGUCCGAGACGGAGGCGGCGUUCCUCGUCAAUAUUUCUGAGCAGGCUCGUUCUGGCCCUGCGGGAAACAGCGCACCGGGAGUUGACUUGUUGGUAGAUGAACCCUCGGCCGCGCCCAGCAUCUCUGAGAUGCUGCCGCGUCGUUGGCCUGUUGGGGUGAACAGAGAUCCCCAUGCUGGAUUUGUAUCGCCAGCUCCGAAGCCAUCAUCAUUGAUUCCGAAGCCGUCUCCAGCUGCUGCGAGGGUAUCACCGGCUCCAGAGGCAUCGCAAGGGCCGACUUCUGACAAGUCUGCCUGGGUGAAGAAGGUGAAGUUUUGGCGGUCCAAGAAGGCUAGGUCAGGGGGUAGAGCGUCGGUGUGA
Akanthomyces muscarius is the source of this 1959-nucleotide messenger RNA. RefSeq lists its product as uncharacterized. The record is from RefSeq and is a predicted model, not a curated record. NCBI's taxonomy places the organism in Eukaryota, Fungi, Ascomycota, Sordariomycetes, Hypocreales, Cordycipitaceae. Bases 1 to 1959 code for a protein of 652 amino acids. The transcript has a single exon.